UACCGUAGCACGUUUAUAUUACGAAUUUACGCGGAAGUCCCGCCCCUUUUCCCCCCUCGCUCGCAGGACGUGGUUGAGUCGCGCCUGAAACAAAAUGCCACGCAAAAUUGAAGAAAUCAAAGAUUUCCUGCUUACAGCAAGGAGGAAGGAUGCCAAGUCUGUCAAGAUCAAGAAGAACAAAGACAAUGUGAAGUUCAAGGUCCGCUGCAGCAGAUACCUGUACACAUUGGUCAUCACAGACAAAGAGAAGGCUGAGAAGCUCAAGCAGUCCCUGCCACCAGGUCUGGCUGUAAAGGAGCUGAAGUAGAUGUCUCUCUUGUACAAAAUGUUGGAAUAAAAGUGGAAAAAAUUAA
Molecule: messenger RNA, 353 nt
Organism: Ctenopharyngodon idella (grass carp)
Lineage: Eukaryota; Metazoa; Chordata; Actinopteri; Cypriniformes; Xenocyprididae
Gene: rpl38
Product: ribosomal protein L38
Exons: 5
Coding region: 95-307 (70 amino acids)
Biological process (GO): translation; protein-RNA complex assembly
Cellular component (GO): ribosome; cytosolic large ribosomal subunit
Molecular function (GO): structural constituent of ribosome
Source: RefSeq, a predicted model, not a curated record